Molecule: messenger RNA, 1428 nt
Organism: Lasiodiplodia theobromae
Lineage: Eukaryota; Fungi; Ascomycota; Dothideomycetes; Botryosphaeriales; Botryosphaeriaceae
Product: Cellulose-binding protein
Exons: 3
Coding region: 1-1428 (475 amino acids)
Molecular function (GO): hydrolase activity, hydrolyzing N-glycosyl compounds
Source: RefSeq, a predicted model, not a curated record
AUGGCCGCCACUCUCCGGGUGCUUUUUGCCCUGGUCGCAUCCCUCCUAUUCUGGACCACCGCGUCCGCCAUCGACUCAGGCCGCUGCGAGAAUGCCCGCUACGAAUCUAAGCCCCGGCUGUUUGUCCUGUCGGACAUCAGCAACGAGCCCGACGACCAGAUGAGCUUGGUCCGCCUCCUGACCCACGCCAACGAGCUCCAGAUCGAAGGCUUCGCUGCAGUCACCUCGGUGUGGAAGAACGACUCCCUCGACCUGGACACCAUCUUCCAAGUCAUCGGCGGCUACGCGAACGUCACGGACAACCUCAACAGCAACGUGCCUGAGGCCGGCGCUUACCCCUCUGCGGAAGAGGUUGCGUCCCGCAUCUACGCUGGACACCCUGUCUAUGGCCUCGCCGCGCUCGAGCUGGAGCCCAGCAAUGCGUCUCUUGCCCUCGUCAACGCUACCGAUGCUUCUGAAGACCCGCUCUGGGUCAGCUGCUGGGGAGGCACGAACGUCCUGGCCGAGGCCCUGAAUUACGUGCAAAAAUCAAGGACUGCGGAGGAGACUGCAGCCUUCGUCAAGAAGCUCCGCGUGUACACCAUUUCCGACCAAGACAACGCCGGCCCGUGGAUCCGAGCAAACUUCCCCACGCUCUUCUACAUCGUCUCCAUCCACGCCUUCGGCGAGUACAACCAGGCAACAUGGCUUGGCAUCUCCUCCGACGUCGACACCGGCGGCCCCGACAAAGCCAUCGUCUCCAACGACUGGCUCGACGAGCACGUCCGCAUCGGCCCGCUGGGCGCCUACUACCCGGACAUCGCCUACAUCAUGGAAGGCGACACGCCCGCGUACCUCGGGCUCCUGCCAAACGGGCUCAACGCGCCCGAGCACCCCGAAUAUGGCGGCUGGGGCGGUCGGUACAAGCCCGUCGAUGCGUCCGGCCUGACCGGCCUCUACGGCAACGUCGCCGACCUGGCUGAGGGCCAGGACGGCAACGCGUGGUUCAGCGCGCAGGCGUCCAUCUGGCGGUGGCGCAGCGCGUUCCAGUACGACUUGGCGGCGCGCAUGCAGUGGUCGAUUAAUGCGACGGAUGCGAACCACCACCCUGUUGCUGUUGUGAACGAUACGUGUGGUGGUGGGGAUGCGCUGGAGAUCGAGUAUCGGUUUGGCGAGUCGGUGGUGCUGGAUGCGUCGGCGUCGUGGGAUCCGGAUGGAGAUGCGCUCGAGUUCAAUUGGUGGCACUACCGUGAAGCUGCGCAGACGGUGACGAAGACGAACCCUCUUGUUUCUCCCAACGUCACCUUCACCAAUAUCGACGAGUCCGGAAGCGUGGUUGAUGUCCGGGUGAAUAGCAAUAUCACCGCGCACAUUAUUCUGGCCAUUGAGGAUUCCAGGCCUAUGAACCUCACGUCUUACAAACGCAUAAUUCUGCAACCAAUCGCAUAA